Molecule: messenger RNA, 1568 nt
Organism: Manihot esculenta (cassava)
Lineage: Eukaryota; Viridiplantae; Streptophyta; Magnoliopsida; Malpighiales; Euphorbiaceae
Product: probable 6-phosphogluconolactonase 2
Exons: 5
Coding region: 102-1286 (394 amino acids)
Biological process (GO): pentose-phosphate shunt; carbohydrate metabolic process
Molecular function (GO): 6-phosphogluconolactonase activity
Source: RefSeq, a predicted model, not a curated record
UCUAUCAGAUUUUUCCGUGUAAGAAAAUUAGGACGAGUAUUGUGUGUGUAUAUAUAUAUAUAUAUAUUUGUGUGCGCGUGAUUUGAUAGAAGAAGUUGGAAAUGGAGGAAGGAGGCCCGGAACUCAGAUUGUUCGAUAGCAGCGAAGAGCUGUCAUCAGGACUUGCUGAUUACGUCCAUCAAAUUUCUGAGUCUGCCAUAAAAGAGAGAGGUUCAUUCUCUCUUGUUCUCUGCGGCGGAGAUGUUCCAAAACGCUUGGGGAAGCUAACGAGUUCAGCUUUCUUGAAAAUGGUGGAGUGGUCGAAAUGGCAUGUGUUUUGGGCAGAGGAGAACGUGGUUGCUAAGAGACACCCAGAUAGCUUAUUCUGGCAAGCCAAAGAAUAUUUUCUUUCCAAGGUUCCUAUACUUCCAGCUCACAUUGUUCCCGUAAGCCACGACCUACCGGGAGAAUCUGCAGCCAAUAGCUACGAGUUCUCCAUCAGGCAACAUGUUAGAAAACGAACGGUCUCAGUUUCUCCAUCAAGCGAUUGCCCCAGAUUCGACCUCAUCCUUCUAAACUUUCCUCUUUCUCACCAGCCUGUGCCUGGAGAAGACACCCAAUGGGUUUCAUGCGUCUCGAACCAUGGAUCUAAAGAAAGAGUGAUUCUCACGCUCCCUGUCAUCAAUGCUGCAGCCCACGUGGCUAUUGUGGCCUCAGGCCCUGAGGUGGCCCCUCAGUUUUUGGAUAUGAUGAUGGGUAACAAGUCCAUCGAGUCCAGUCCGGCCCGUAUUGUCCAGCCCUUAGAUGGCAAGCUGGUUUGGUUCGUAGACGCCACUGCUGCUUCCUUGUUUCUCCGCGGCAAGGGAUGCGCUGCCACUUCAGUAAUUGUUCUUGCAGGUCAUACCUCUGCGUCAUCUCCAUCAGAUAAGCCUAAGGAAAAUCUAGAAAACCCCACGCCUGCUCACGGCAGCAACCAAGCAGACAGUUCGAACUAUGAUGGAGGGUGGAAAUACAAUUGUGGGUGUGGCUUAGCUCCUGACGGAAGUUGGAGUUACAACUGGGGAACAGGCUCAGGACCCGAUGGAAGCAAUUUCGGCUUUGGCUCGGGCUCAGGACGAAGCCCUGAUGGUGGGAGCGCCGGAUAUGGCUUUGGUUUUGGCAGUUCCGGUUCUGGCGGUGGAAGCUCGGAGUCUUACGGAGUUGGCACCGGUUAUGGAUGUGGAAGCAAUGGUGGAAUUGUGAGCAAUGGUGGAGGUUUCCCAAACUUCAUCACUUUCUUCUUCAUUUUUGCGAUACCCUUCUGCUGAAGACACUGGAAUUUAAAUACCCACACAAAGAUCAAGCACUUCAUCCAUCGGGCAUGCUAAAAUCAGCUUCCUAUGUCAUAUAUUCUUUGAGCCGAAGAGGUAUCUCUCAAUGAAGUCUGCUUCAGGUGUGGAGAUGGUAUUAAAUUGGUAUCUCAUCAUCAUGCUGUUUGAGAUUAUCAACUUUUGAUAAAAGUUUGGCCUCUUUGUUCUCUGUACUUUCUUAGCAUCUGAGGAUUCCAGAUUUGGCCAACAAGUUCACGGCGGAUUACUGAUUUUAUUGUU